AUGCCAAUGUUUUUGAUAGGGAGAGCAGCCACGAAGCUUUGCCCACGCCUUACAUGUAGACGGCUCCGCCUCUCGCUCAAGGGGCUCCUCUGUUUCCAGCUCUCGUCCCCUCCCCCACACUUAUACGUUAGGAACGUCGAAACUAUUUUUGGUCGAAGUUGA
This is a messenger RNA of Laccaria bicolor S238N-H82, 162 nucleotides long. RefSeq lists its product as uncharacterized. Bases 1 to 162 code for a protein of 53 amino acids. The transcript has a single exon. Lineage: Eukaryota; Fungi; Basidiomycota; Agaricomycetes; Agaricales; Hydnangiaceae. The record is from RefSeq and is a predicted model, not a curated record.